Messenger RNA from Nakaseomyces glabratus, 3174 nucleotides. RefSeq names its product DEAH-box RNA helicase PRP16 (gene PRP16). Lineage: Eukaryota; Fungi; Ascomycota; Saccharomycetes; Saccharomycetales; Saccharomycetaceae. Gene Ontology annotation, molecular function: 3'-5' RNA helicase activity; RNA binding; ATP binding. The record is from RefSeq and is a predicted model, not a curated record. Gene Ontology annotation, cellular component: spliceosomal complex; intracellular anatomical structure. Gene Ontology annotation, biological process: mRNA splicing, via spliceosome.
AUGGAAGAUGUUACCAGUUGGCUAGAAAGUAGAGGUAUUACGGAGAAGUUGACUACCAAUUUUUACAAGACUUUGAAGCGGUUUGCGGAGCGCAAUAAGGGUGACAAGUUUCGCAAAUCGUGUGUUUCCCUGGGUAAAUUCAAAGGGCAAGAUAAUCAUUUUUUCGAUGAAUUGAAGCAAUUAUUAUUGGAAGGUGCUGGUAGUACUGAUACUCUAGCCAAUACUGGAUUUGUGGCCAAGGAUUCGUCAUUGAAUGUGAUGAAACGGUCGAGAAAUGAUGAAGCCCCAGAUGAUGAGGAAGAUUUACAACUACAUACGCCAGUAAUACAGAAAGAUGUUCUAUUAAGAAACUCAUACAACAAUAACGAUGCUACAUCCUGUUCAUUUAGGCCUAUAGAAGAAAAAGGUGAAGGGCAAGUUACUGGAGAGGAGGAUGGCGAUGAGGAGGACCAGGAGGACCAGGAAGUCUUGAGUUCGGCUAUAUCAGAAGUUAGUGAGGAUGAAGAUAUGCAGUGGUAUAACUAUGAUGACGAUUACGGUAACACAGUAGUAGAUGAAGAUGCGUUAUUCAAUGUGCAAACGGGAAAUAUAUCUGUUACUAGUGAAACACCAAGGGAAACCAUUAACUCUUUAGUUGAUUUAACUCCGUUUUCGGUUUCUACUAGAAAAAAUUGGUUACCAUAUUUUCUUAAUAAGUGCUCUGAACAAUACGAUCUCGAUAGUAGCGUUUUGUUGGGAUCCUUUUCUGAAAGUUCUCAUGACGGUUUAGUGAACCCAUUUAAAAAUCCAGAAGGUCAGUUUGCAUUAAAUGCUAGGAAAGGUAGCCGCUCUGUAGCCAUGAAAAGGAAUCAGAAUGAUAGUGCAGAAAAAGCAAAGGAGUCUACAAAUUUAUCAGGUACUAGCCUUGGUGAAGCACUUGGUCUAAAUAAAGAUAGCAAUAUUCUUGAUAAUAGUAGGAAAACUAAUAAGAAUAUUGAUAAACAGACUGCCACAGAAGAUGUUGAUAAAACAAGAAAAAGCUUACCCAUAUACAAAGCUAGGGCGAAUGUGUUGCAGAUGAUUAGAGAUAAUCAGGUUAGUAUAUUGAUUGGUGAAACAGGGUCGGGGAAAACCACGCAAUUGGCACAGUAUUUAUACGAAGAUGGAUAUACCAGAGAUGGUGGUUUAAUAGCAUGUACACAGCCUAGAAGAGUUGCAGCUAUGUCAGUUGCUAAGCGUGUGGCACAAGAGAUGGAUAAGAAAGUUGGAGACCUUGUCGGUUACUCGAUUCGUUUCGAAGAUAAAACUGGUCCUAGCACCAAAAUUAAAUUUAUGACAGAUGGUAUUUUAUUAAGAGAAACAUUGAUAGAUGAGAACUUAGAAAAAUAUAAAGUAAUAAUUAUUGAUGAAGCACACGAGAGAUCUUUAAACACAGAUGUUUUAUUAGGUCUUCUAAAAAAUUUGGUUAAAAGAAGACGUGAUAUAAAAAUCAUAAUUACAUCGGCAACGCUUGACGCCAACAAGUUUUCUCAAUUCUUUGGAGGUCUUCCGCAAUAUAAAGUACCAGGUAAAACUUAUCCAGUACAGGUGAUGCAUACAAGUGGUACUGUGCCAGAUUACGUCGAAGCAGCUGUAUCUCAAGCGGUGCGGAUUCAUUUAACCACAGCCAUCCAAAGUGGGGAUAUUUUAAUUUUCAUGACAGGUCAAGAAGAUAUUUUAUGUUGUAUUGAACUAAUAAAAGAGAGAAUUGUUGAUCUGUAUGGUAAGAAGUAUGGUAUCAACACAUUUGAUAAGGUUGAUGAUGUUGAAUUGUUUCCGAUAUAUUCAGCUCUACCUGCUGAAAUACAGAACCGUAUAUUUUUGGAUUUAGAUAUUGGUAAGAGGAAAAUAGUGGUCAGUACUAACAUUGCAGAAACAUCACUGACAAUAUCAGGUAUACGUUACGUCAUUGAUUGUGGAUACUCAAAGCUAAAAGUUUACAAUCCCAAAAUUGGUCUUGAUAGUUUGGCGAUUGCCCCCAUUUCGAUAGCGAAUGCCAAUCAAAGGUCUGGGAGAGCAGGUCGUACUGCUCCGGGUAUAGCUUAUCGACUCUAUUCUGAAGAGACGGAGUUGACUGAUAUGUAUCAACAAACCAUACCUGAAAUAAAAAGGACCAACUUGUCAAACAUUGUUCUUACAUUAAAAUCGUUAGGGAUUAAGAACGUUGUUGAUUUCCCUUUUCUUGAUCCACCAUCUAUCGAAACACUGAUGGCAUCUAUGUAUGAACUGUGGUUUCUUGGUGUGUUAAACGAUGACGGCGAAUUAAAUGCUUUGGGUAAAAAAAUGGUAAAUUUUCCACUUCAACCAACUCUAUCUAAAGUUUUGAUCCAAUCUAUCUCUUUCGGAUGUAGUAAAGAGGUAGUUACAAUUGUUGCAAUGUUAUCUGUACCACAAGUAUUUGAGAGACCAAAAGAGCGCCAAAAAGAGGCAGAUGAAGCAAGAAAGAGAUUUUUUAUUUCUGAAUCCGACCAUUUGACUUUGAUGAAUGUUUAUGACCAAUGGAAGAGUGCCAAGUAUUCUCCCAAGUGGUGUAAAAAAAACUUCGUGUUGUACAAAUCCCUGAUCAGAGCUAGGGAAAUUCGCACACAAAUAGUUAGCUUGCUGAAACAACAGAAGCACAAACUAAAAUCUGCGGGAUCUGAUUUAUCUAUUAUUAGAAAAUGUAUAUGCUCAGGAUUUGCUCAGCAAGCAGCAAAAGCUUCUGGAUUGACUAAAUAUGUUCAUUUGAGGACGGGGAUGGAAUUGCGUGUGCAUCCAACUUCCUCUCUUUAUGGUCUUCCAAAUUUACCACCAUACGUUAUUUAUCAUGAGAUGUUAUUGACAGAGCAGGAGUAUAUUUGUUGCGUAACCUCUGUCGACCCAUUAUGGCUAGCUGAUUAUGGGUCACUGCUUUAUGAUGUUCAGCUUCUGAAAUCAAUAACGAAUGAUAAUCUGCUACUUGAUGAUGUUAGUAGCAGAGAUGAUUAUGAUUUUACUGAAAUUAAAAAAGCUGAGGCAAAAGUUAGCUAUAUAGUGUCCGAAAGAAUGCAACGGAUUAAGCAAAUAAAACAGGUUUAUUCAGAUCAGGAUGCCUUCCAAGUGAAAAACCAACCAAUUAAGAGUGUUAUCUCUAAAGGUAAUUCUAAAAGCUUGUUCAAACGGAGACGUCCACUUUGA